AUGGCCGGAGAUAACAACCACUUGUUUAUACGACAGGGAACUGGACUCCAGGGACAGACAGUGUUCAGAACUAAGCUCGGGUUCAGACCGUAUUCGACCGAAAGCUUUACGCACAGGAAACUGACGCUCUCUUUGGCGGACAGGAGUCAGAAGACUCAGAAGAUUAGAGUUCUGCCGAAUGUGGGCAAAGACCCGGAGGCGCACCGGACGGAGAUGAUCAAGAAGGAGGAGGACAGACUCAAGGCAUCCAUUCGGCGCGAAAACAAACAGCGCAGAGCACGGGAACGGUCGCUCGUCAGAGGCCCCACCGCUUCCUAUCUGGAACCGGACGGUGAUGAGGACGACGACGAAGAGGGCAUCUCUAUUGCCCGCAUCAAAGACCGCUUCAAACGCGGCGAGUAUUCCAAGUAUACCGACGAACAGGACGUCUCCGCAGACGAGUCCAAAGCCCCCAACGAUGACAAUGAAGAUGACGACGACUCUGACCUCGACUUCCGGAAUGAGAAGAAGAAGAGCGACCGCAAGAAGAUUGUCGAAGACAGCGAUGACGACUGA
Messenger RNA from Oppiella nova, 555 nucleotides. The record is from the annotation of a GenBank genome assembly. NCBI's taxonomy places the organism in Eukaryota, Metazoa, Arthropoda, Arachnida, Sarcoptiformes, Oppiidae.